AUGUUUAAUCUUUCCGAGAACUCCCGUCUGCGUGGCUCAGGCCACCUGAUCCUCAAUGUCUUCCGCGCCUUCAACAUUAUAGGUCUGCUCGCCGUUGCCGUCGCGAGUUGGGUCCUCAUUGUCAUGUCUGGUCUGACGGGCAAUUUCUUCUUCUUCGAGGCUAUCUCCCAUGCCUUCACCUCUGCCACCGCAGCUCUCCUAAUCUGCUCGGAGCUGAACCUCUUCAAGCGUUACUUUGCCACACGCUGGCCCAUUCUCUCCCCCUACCACGGUCUGACCUGGCUCGGCAUUGCCAUGGUGGUGAUGGGGUGCCACAUUCUGGGGAACCUCAACCGUCGUUCUGUCACCUCUAAGAACAUGGGCCCCCAUCUCUGGCGCCUCGUUCUUGCGGCCGGCAUUCUCUCCAUUACUUUCGGCUUCUUUAACAUUGUCUCUUCUCUUGUCUUCCGCGACUCGGACAACGGCAUCACCGCCCGCAACAUCCGCAGCGACGGCGCCAUUGCGACCUCGUCCACAAAAAACUCCUUCACCGACGCCUAUUCUACGCGCUCCAACUCAGUUCGCAACGAAAAGUCCUUCCGUCGGCUCACGCAGAAGAUCGCUCCAUGGGCUGCCAGCGGCAAGCUCAAGAUCAGCAAGCCCAUCCGCGUCGCGGAUGAUGACGUCGAGGCGAAGGGUCACGACGACCAGCAUAGCAACCCCUAUCCUGAGGACAGGUCGAGCCCCAUCAUGCCCGAAGUUGCACGUCCGCCGACAGCGCUUCAUCCCAUCAACACUCGCUUCACGAGCUACAGCGAGGCGAGCCACAUGAACCGCUUCUAG
This is a messenger RNA of Verticillium nonalfalfae, 822 nucleotides long. RefSeq lists its product as uncharacterized. Bases 1 to 822 code for a protein of 273 amino acids. Lineage: Eukaryota; Fungi; Ascomycota; Sordariomycetes; Glomerellales; Plectosphaerellaceae. The transcript has a single exon. The record is from RefSeq and is a predicted model, not a curated record.